AUGGGGGUACCGAAUAAUAGUGAUCUCGCUUCAAGCGUUUUGCGACAGAACGUGGACGAUUUCUUAACGGAACUUGACGGCAAGCCACUUCAAGCCGUGGAAGCCGCCCAUGAACAUCAUGCACAUUCGGGACACUCGGAUCAUCAUGGCGCCGAGCAUCACAUGAUGAAAAUGUGGUUUCACGGUGGUUACGAAGAGGUGAUCCUUUUCGAGUUUUGGCGCAUCUCGACGCCAUUGGGACUCCUGCUGUCCUGUUUGGCCAUCUUCAUCAUGGGCAUCGCCUAUGAAGCUUUGAAAUGGAGCCGUGUUCACCUUCAGACGAGGCUUACAAGGUCUGUCACACCAGUAAACCGCCGCAGUGCACUGCAGUUCCUGUUGCCCGGCCUGUACGUGAUACAGUUAGUGCUGGCUUAUUGGCUGAUGUUGAUCGCGAUGACGUAUAACUACUAUCUGACGGCUGCUGUGGUGCUUGGCGGAGGUGUCGGCCAUUGGAUAUUCGCAAUCGUGGAUCCGACACAGUCAGCUGCGGACGAAUUGGCUGCCGACUCAUGCCAU
This is a messenger RNA of Mesorhabditis spiculigera, 555 nucleotides long. Lineage: Eukaryota; Metazoa; Nematoda; Chromadorea; Rhabditida; Rhabditidae. The record is from the annotation of a GenBank genome assembly.